Molecule: messenger RNA, 957 nt
Organism: Aspergillus wentii DTO 134E9
Lineage: Eukaryota; Fungi; Ascomycota; Eurotiomycetes; Eurotiales; Aspergillaceae
Product: 2,4,5-trihydroxytoluene oxygenase
Exons: 3
Biological process (GO): L-methylmalonyl-CoA metabolic process
Cellular component (GO): mitochondrion
Molecular function (GO): methylmalonyl-CoA epimerase activity
Source: RefSeq, a predicted model, not a curated record
CCGGAUGCCCGUAUCAAUCUCAAGAAGCUAUCACACGUCCGCUACCAACACCCCAACCUACAGGAGAUCCAUCAGUUCCUGCUGGACUUUGGCCUUCAGGUGGCGCACCAGACCGACAAACAGAUCUGGCACCGCGGAUACGGCCCCGAUCACUACGUGUAUUAUACGCAAAAGGGUCCCCGCAAGUUCCUGGGGGGCGCUUUCGAAGCAGACAGUCUAGGAGACUUCCAACGAGCAGCGGCUUUACCCAACGCCGGUCCCGUGCGAAAGCUAGCGGAUGCCCCAGGGGCUGGCUCCAUGGUGACAAUCACCGACCCCGAUGGAUUCCCCUUCAACGUGAUCUAUGACCAGGGGCCCAUCAAUUCUUCCCGCGAACAGCCAAAACAGGAGAAGACAGUUCUGAGCUUCCCGAGCGAGAAGCCGCGUGUAAGACAGUUCAAUCAGUUUAAACCUGGACCAGCUGCAGUUUACAAGUUGGGUCACUUUGGCCUUUCCACGCAGGAUUUCGAGUCUCAAUUGCAGUUCUACACGUCCACCUUCAACAUCGUGCCCACCGACGUGGUCUACAUCGAACAAGAUGGUCAGCGAAUCCCCGUCACGGUGUUCCUGCAUCUGGAUCUGGGACAGGAGCCCGUAGACCACCACGCGUUCUUCCUCGGCGCCAAUCCAAAGACCUCGCACGGGCACCAUUGCUCUUUCGAGGUCCAUGACUACGACUCGCAGCAGCUCGGCCACCAGUGGCUGGUCGAGAAGGGGUGUCGGCCGGCCUGGGGAGUAGGUCGUCAUGUGCUGGGAUCUCAGAUCUUCGAUUACUGGUGGGAUAUCUCGGGCAAUAUGGUCGAACACUACGCCGAUGGCGACUUGGUGAAUGCCGAGACGCCCAUUGGAUAUGUGCCUGCAGGGCCGGAUUCGUUGGCGAUUUGGGGGCCUAAAGUUCCUGCCGCGUUUCUGGAGUAA